UGAGUGAGCGGCGCCACAGUCGCAGCCACCGACGCUCGUCCAGCCACAGUCCGCGUCGAAGACAUGGCAGGCAUAGUCGGAGUCGCAGUAGAAGUAGGAGCGCGAGCCACUCAACCUCUUUGAGACACAGUCGUCACCACCGGCACCAUCGAGAUGAGCAUGAGCGUAAGCACAGACGCCGUGACGAGCGCGAAAAGGAAGGUUCCGAGAAGCAAAAACUCGACAACCGCGAGGAAGUGGAGAAUAGGUCGCGUAUGUGGACGGUAGUGGACUCGGAUGAUGACAGCAGUAGCCUUAAGGAAAGGGAAAACGAUAAAUCCAGGGACGACAGUGGACACAAACACCACCAUCGCCACUCGAGACGUCGGUCACGCUCUUCUUCAUCGGAUUCUUCGUCGGACUCCGACUCUGACAGCUCCAAUGACGAGCGAUCGCGUCGGAAGCGGAAGCACAAGCGCAGUAGCUCUCGGAAAGAAAAGAAGCGGCAUAAGAAGGGCAAGAAGAAGAAAAGCAAAAAGAGCAAGAAAGAAAGCAAGAAGCACGCGGUGAAUCAGGACGAGUAUGGCAAGUACGGUAUCCUGCGCGAGUCGGAUUUCCACAACAAGAGCGUGUCGUUCCAGGCGUGGGUGCGUGAUGUUAAGAAGAUGGGCGAGUUUAACGGUCCCAAAUGGGAAGCCAUGGAGCUCUUUAAGGAGUACAUGGAGGACUACAACACGUGCACAUUGCCUCAUGAAAAAUACUACGACAUCGAGAAGUACGAGAUGAAACGCUAUCAGAAGCAACAGCGCAAGGCACACGCCAAGCAGAAGAGUGCGUCGGACGAGGCUCUGGAUACGCUGGCCGACGAAGAACGCGUGCGGCGCGAGCGUCUGGCAGCACGCGACAAGAAGGAGCAGGAGGAAUUCCGCCUCGUGCUGCAGCUCAUGGAUAAGGACAAGAUCGAGGCCAUGCGCGAACAGGAACGACUGCGGUCGCAGAUGCAGAUGUUCUACAAGUCUGGCAACGUCGAAGAGGCUCGCCGUCUCGAACAGAUCCUCAACAAGGUGGAGGAGGACCCGCGCUUCAAGCGCUGA
Molecule: messenger RNA, 1073 nt
Organism: Phytophthora infestans T30-4
Lineage: Eukaryota; Oomycota; Peronosporomycetes; Peronosporales; Peronosporaceae
Exons: 1
Coding region: 255-1073 (272 amino acids)
Source: RefSeq, a predicted model, not a curated record